AAUACCCGAAAAUUCUUGUCUACACUCGAGCAUUUAAAAAUCUAUUCAAUAAUGUCGCACUAUGCAUUUGCUGUGAUCUGCAUUACAUUGGCGGUUGUGUGCAGUAGCUAUGCACAGUGUCCGGAUAACCCGUGCGGUAUUCAAGCGUCCUGUCGUUUGAACACCGCAGGCGUUCCUGUUUGUUCGUGCCCGUUCGGUUACUUGGGCGAUCCCUUUAAGGAAUGCAUCAAGCCACAAUGUUUGAACGAUGGUGAUUGCAUCGAAAUUCAGGGAUGCAGAAAGGGAGAGUGCGUUGAUCCUUGCGUUAAAAGCUGCGGCAAGAACGCGGCCUGUAAGACUGACCAUCACGUGCCAGUCUGCUACUGCCCAGAAGGAUUCACCGGAAGUCCAUUCGUACAAUGCGAUCCGCUGUGAAAUGUGCUACCGAGUGCGUCAUAAUAACCGUUGUAAAUUAAAUGCACGACAUAGGCGCCCGCAGUGUAUCAUGUUGUUUAGUUUAAUUUUUUGAUACAAUUUUUAAACAAGCUUUGAUCAAUAGUGUUUGGUUCA
Anopheles nili is the source of this 549-nucleotide messenger RNA. Its product is annotated as delta-like protein 4. The transcript is spliced from 4 exons. The record is from RefSeq and is a predicted model, not a curated record. Lineage: Eukaryota; Metazoa; Arthropoda; Insecta; Diptera; Culicidae. The coding region runs from base 52 to 414 and encodes 120 amino acids.